UGACCUUGGUUAAAAGAAGACUCUUUGGACUCGCAUAGUGAGAGUGCCUGUGUGUGUAUGUCUGAGCGCGUGUCUAAGAGACUGGGGGGGCAGCAGGAGGCGGGCCAGCCCAAACCCUGAAUGACGCCCGUCUCUUGCUUCUUGUGUACAUCAAUGUGUCCUGCGAUUGGCGGAGGGCAGUGUAAGGUACCCUCCGCUGGCGCGCCGUGGGCGGGUGGCUGGCCUGUUUAUAAACCCAGAUCUCUCCCCGUGGGCGGGAACAGCAACAGUAGAGAGUGAAAGUAAAGCGCCAGGAGAGGGUGAGGGAGACGGUGGAGGAGAAAGGCUGUGGCGGCGGCUGAGGUUGACCCGGGGCUCGCAGAGGGGGCGAGGCGGCCGCCCCUGUAUGCGUCUUCAACCGCGCAUGGAUGACCACCUCAGCCUUCUGCAAUCACCCCCGCCGAGCGCGACUAAAACCCGGGGCGACAAUCUGGUGAACCACGGAUACACCGAGACAGAAGCCGACGUGAUGACGGUGGUGGCGUGUGACAACAUGUUGGAAGAGUCGGCGGCUCUCCCGGGUCACCACUCUCUGGACCGAUAUGAACCGGAUCACGAAUGCUGUGAGAGAGUGGUCAUCAACAUAUCAGGGUUACGCUUCGAGACGCAACUCAAGACUCUGUCCCAGUUUCCAGAGACCCUUCUGGGUGACCCCAAGAAGAGGAUGAGGUACUUUGAUCCUCUCAGGAACGAGUACUUUUUUGACAGGAACAGACCCAGCUUUGAUGCAAUCUUGUAUUACUACCAGUCUGGGGGGCGCAUCAGAAGACCCGUAAAUGUGCCCAUUGACAUUUUCUCUGAGGAGAUUCGCUUCUAUGAGCUGGGUGAGGAGGCUAUGGAAAAGUUCAGGGAGGAUGAGGGCUUCAUAAAGGAGGAGGAGCGGCCGCUGCCUGAGAAUGAAUUUCAGAGACAGGUGUGGCUGCUGUUCGAGUACCCGGAGAGCUCGGGUCCCGCGCGGGGCAUCGCCAUAGUGUCCGUCCUGGUCAUUCUCAUCUCCAUUGUUAUCUUCUGCUUAGAAACAUUGCCAGAGUUCAGGGACGAGUACAAGGACCCGAUCACUACUGCCUCUGUAAUAAAUGGCACGCUCCCGUAUUUCACUAGCCCAUUCUCAGACCCAUUCUUUGUGGUGGAGACGCUGUGUAUCAUCUGGUUCUCCUUUGAGCUCCUGGUGCGUUUCUUCGCUUGCCCGAGCAAAGCCACGUUCUCCAAAAACAUCAUGAAUAUUAUUGACAUUGUUGCCAUCAUCCCCUACUUCAUCACGCUUGGCACAGAGCUAGCAGAGAGGCAGGGGAACGGACAGCAGGCUAUGUCAUUAGAUUUGCGCGUAAUUCGGCUCGUUCGGGUGUUCCGUAUUUUCAAACUUUCACGUCACUCAAAGGGGCUUCAGAUUUUAGGACAAACUCUAAAGGCCAGCAUGCGCGAGCUGGGUCUGCUCAUCUUUUUCUUGUUCAUUGGUGUCAUCCUUUUCUCCAGCGCGGUCUACUUUGCAGAAGCAGACGACCCAGAUUCGGGUUUCAACAGCAUCCCGGACGCAUUCUGGUGGGCUGUGGUAACCAUGACAACAGUGGGCUACGGGGACAUGCAUCCAGUGACAAUCGGAGGGAAGAUAGUGGGGUCACUGUGUGCCAUCGCCGGUGUGCUGACCAUCGCUUUACCUGUACCUGUCAUCGUCUCCAACUUCAACUACUUCUACCACAGAGAGACGGAGGGUGAGGAGCAGGCUCAGUACCUGCACGUGGGCAGCUGUCAACCUCUGGCUGACACAGAGGAGCUGAGGAAGACUCGCUCCUCUUCAUCCCUCAGUAAAAGCGAGUACAUGGUGAUAGAGGAGCACGGGAUCAACAGCGCGUUCAAACAGCAGCCGAACUUCCCCACCACGACCAACAUCAACACCACGCAGCAAAACAACUCUCAGAACUGUGUAAACAUAAAUAAAAAGAUUUUCACAGACGUGUAGCCCGUUUAAAUGUCAUGGCCCUGAACACAAGAAGAGGUUAUGUGUCAACACACAGCUGUUGCGCACGAGCGUGUGGAAGCAGCAGGAAAGCAGAUGAGGGGAAAAGGAAAAGGGAGAAAAUGGGCAAAAACCUGUGUUCAGAGAAGCUGCUUUGUGCUCCAUUCAAAGAAUCAGAAUUUUUCAUUUAAGUGAUAUGAAUCCAUAAUUCUGUGUGGCUCCAUUCGCGCUUGGAGAGAGAGAGAGAGAGAGGGAGAGAGAGAGAGAGAGAGAGAGAGAGAGAGAGAGAGAGAGAGAGAGAGAGCUCGUUAAAGUAUUAGGCCUAUAUUAUUCCUGUCUGAGCGAAGCAAUCGACCUGUUGUGCAUCGUGCAAUAGUAAAACUAUGAUCACAACAGGUAGAAAUAGAAGCUUUAUAACUGUAAAAGAUGAGUACAUAUGUUAGGACACUCACAUUGUAUUAUCAUGCGUUAUGAGUCGUGAUUCGUCAACCAUAGCCUAUGUAUAAUAUUCAGAAUCAUUAAAAUAUGUGUGUGUGUUUAAACACAUGUUUGAAGAAUACACUUUUGCAUAUAUUAUUCCAUUAGACCGUCCUGUGCUCUGCCUUUACUGUGCGUUCAACUCUAGUCCAAAUGCUUCCGUCUUACAAAAAUAACCCCCCAUAAUUCCUCAAUAUAAACCUGUCCUCGUGGGCUAUUAACUGCGUAAACAGCGCCGUGUAAACAUAAGGGGCCAGCCUGCCCUGUCUGUCUCAUUAUCGGUGCGAGACACACGCGCGAGAGGAGAAACGCGGCGCUCUCCCACGUGCACAAACAGCAAUCAAAGAUGAAGCGUGCCUCUCCCUGGAUGCCUAAAAUAUAGCCCGCUGUGAUGCAGUCUCCAUGGUGACGGUCGUUUCCUCGGUAACCCCGGUCACCGUUGCCAUGGCGCCCUCGUUUCCACAGUAACCUCCCAUAUGGCAUGAAAGCAAUAUUUGAGAUUUCCAUCUUAAAACGCGUAUCCUCGGUGUCUGAUUAGACUGCCGCGUGCGUAAAAAUGCAAGCCCAGACAUGCCCAGCGCCGUCUGCCGCGAUUAGACACAGGCUCAGUCAGAGACUUCUGCAUUGACACAAAUCAAAUUGAGGCAAAUGAUGUGCUGAACUUACAAGCAUGAACUGCCCCUUGUGACUGUAUCAAGCCGUAUAAGAUAAACCAGGGAGAAGUGGAAGGAGAGGGAGCGCGUGAAGAAUUAUGAAUGGACUGGGGAGCACGUUGUGUCUGGCUGUCUGGAUUGCAAUACUGUGACUGGCCGACAGAGGUCGCUGUUCCCUCAUUGAUGGAACUGUGGAAGUUGUUCCAUUUUUCUGCACAGACCUCCUGGAACCGGCAAUGACGCAAAACAGACCGCCUCCCAUUGAGGGAUGCAAUGACUUUGGUCUUCCUGUUGGGCCUGAUGGGCCAAAGUUGAGACAGAACUCCCUCUGGAUCAGUUUAUCUCCCCUCUCUUGACUGGUUUCUUCAAACCAUGACUUCUAUCUAACGGUGCCUAGCAGGUUGCCCCCUCCAGCAGAUCACCUCUGAACCCAAAAUGCCAUCACAAGAAUGACAUAUAACAGUAACAUACUGUAAAAUAUUCCACGUACAGUUUUGUAGCUCAGUGUGAUAGGCUGUGACAGAACACAGCUGGAGCUAUGUUCUGGACAUUUCUACUUACUGCUUUCUAGAUAAAAUUCAAAAGUACAGAUUCAGGAAACAGACAGAUAUUUUGCUAAGCACAUUAGUCUCCUGGACUCUACAUGGAUUUUCAACAGACAAUAAUUAACAGCUCUUGCUUCGGGUGGCGAAAACUGAGGCCAACAUGAUUAACUGAAACGAAACUGUGACACAAAUCAAAGACUGUUAGCCAUAUGCCUUUCAUAGCUCUGUGUGCCCUGUGUUGCUAAUACGUGGCGCACACACACGUGUGUAUGUGUGCUGGUUGCAGCUUUUCCCCUGACCAGAGAACAACAACAAACACGUGCACAUCCAUAGACACAACAUACACGCACACAUGUAUACACAUGCCUGUACACGGCUGUCUUUUAUCCCAGAGUUUUUGGGGAUGGGGCGGGGUGCUUUUUUUUCAGGGGAAGGCUGUGUAUACCAGUAUUUGUUCUGUGUUCUUCUGUGCUGUCUUCAACAUGACCUAUAAACAGAUUA
Messenger RNA from Notolabrus celidotus (New Zealand spotty), 4169 nucleotides. Its product is annotated as potassium voltage-gated channel subfamily A member 3. Gene Ontology annotation, cellular component: membrane; voltage-gated potassium channel complex. Gene Ontology annotation, molecular function: protein binding; delayed rectifier potassium channel activity. The record is from RefSeq and is a predicted model, not a curated record. NCBI's taxonomy places the organism in Eukaryota, Metazoa, Chordata, Actinopteri, Labriformes, Labridae. Gene Ontology annotation, biological process: potassium ion transmembrane transport; protein homooligomerization.